Messenger RNA from Oryctolagus cuniculus (rabbit), 1080 nucleotides. The record is from RefSeq and is a predicted model, not a curated record. Lineage: Eukaryota; Metazoa; Chordata; Mammalia; Lagomorpha; Leporidae.
GUUGGAGGGUUUUUGGGGUUGUUGCAGUCAGAAGAGUCUUCAAACAACCAAUAUGUCAACCAAUACAGAUGUUUCUCUUUCUUCAUAUGAUGAAGAUCAGGGAUCCAAACUUAUCCAAAAAGCUAAAGAGGCACCAUUUGUCCCCAUUGGAAUGGCGGGGUUUGCAGCGAUUGUUGCAUAUGGACUGUACAAACUGAAGAGCAGGGGAAAUACGAAAAUGUCCCUUCACCUCAUUCACAUGCGUGUGGCGGCUCAAGGCUUUGUUGUAGGAGCAAUGACUCUUGGUAUGGGCUAUUCCAUGUAUCGGGAAUUCUGGGUGAAACCUAAACCUUAGAAGAGAUGCUGGCUUGGCCUUGUUGGAGAUGUUUCCUUUAGUUAGACAUCUCAUAUUGAGGUUAUGUGUUAUAUCGAAAAUAAAUAAUUUGAGUGGGUUUAGACAAUAAUACAUGGUAUUUUGAAUAUGGACCUCCUCGUGACCAAAUUAUUAGUGACUAGUUCACUAAUAGGUCCCUCGGGGAGUCAGGUUAACACAAUGUCACAUUUUACACCUGGUGUUAAAAUGUUCUCCCUCCACCCCAACCCUUGUGAUGAAAUUAGUCCUAAAGAUCACAGCAGGCCAAUGCUGAAGUUACUCCCAGUUUGCUGCAGAGUGUCACAUGCUUCGUGUGUUGGAAAGGAGUCCUGUUUACCCAGUUAAUUCACUUUUUUCUGCCUGCCUCAUAGACUGGAUGAAUAUUUCAGUUUUUGGGAUUGGUUAUCUCUUAAAGAACUCUUUUUCAAAAAGUUCAUGGAAUAUAAUUUGUAAAGCCUCCCACACCUGAAUGUGUGUGUGUGUGUACUUGUGUGUGUACACAAACAAAAGGUAGCAAGCUUUUAAGACAGCUGCAUAGUAGUAUUUAUUUCAGAAUCAUACUUGUAGAUGUGAGACUAAUUUAAUUAUGGAUUCCAGGUUAGCUCUUUUGUAAAAACUGCAGAAUUAUAUUUUUGCUGCUGUUAUACUAGCAUAAUUUCUAAAUGUCACCUUGAAAUAGAAACAUGUAUUUUAACUGCUAAUACAAAGGUAAAUUAACACUUUUAAAA